AAGCUCCAACGGUUAACACGCUUCGUGUGCCUCUGAGGAAAAGCAUGGUGACACCCGACGUAACCAACAUGCGAAAGAAACUCCUGUGGAAAAUGGCACUCCAGGGCCGCCGUUUCAGUUUACUAUAGUCAAACUUACGGGUUAAUUUGCCACCCAAUUUACAACUGGGAUUAAUGAGAGUAAGUCAAAUACACCAACAAAAAAUGAAAGUGAAAGAGGGCUCAAAGCCCCACAGAAAAGAAUGCCCCACCUACUACUAGUCUUCGCUAAGCGAUUAUAUCCUUUUCAAUCGUUGUUGCCAUUUACGUGGUAUGUCCGGUGUCCCAAAACUGAGAACUUUAAAGAAAACUGGGCAGCGACGAACUGGCUCGCAAAACGCGUGACAUGCACCUUAUCCUACCCCAUCAACCGCUAUAAUAAAACACUUUACACAUUAUACCAUGACCAGGUCCACCUAGCUUAUAAACUGUCCUGCAUUUCGGUUAGCUUACUUAAAGUUAGACGAACGAGUGAAAGAAGUCUACGAUGUCGGGAAGACGCUUUGUUAUUAUUGCAUUGUCUCCAGCUUUACUUUUUGUUGCCGUUGCGGAUAACUGCGAGUCUUACACAGACCUUUUAAAUGUAAAACACUCUGUCCGGCCUUGUUUGGAAUCUGAGUUCUGCUGUGGUCAGUGUUCAAACCGAUACUGCUGCUCCAUAAAAGCAUUUCAACUGGAUGACGAUGCACAAGAAAAAUGUCCACUAAGAAGAGAGAAGAGAGAGAGCCCUAAUAUGACGAUUGCUAAGAUAAUCCCCUGCGUGAUGUUCUCCUUGUUCUUCACCCUGUGCUUCUGCAUGAUGUGCCCCCGAUGCUGGCUCUACAAAAAGUGCAGAAGCCCCAUGUUCACAGGAUAUGUGACCGAGCUGCCACCAGGCCAGGCGCACCAGAGGGGCGCAGAACCAGGGUACCAGCAGGUGCCGGUUCCUGUGGCCAGGGUCCAGCUUAUCCCCGCAGCUGCAUACCAGGCACAGCCCUAUCCCCCAGCAGGACCACCACCUUCCUAUCAGGAGAUAAUGAUGGCAUACCCACCUCCCCAGGCGCCUUACACCCAAGCCGGGUACAGCAUGGGGCAGCCGGCGUACCCUCUCCAGCCUCUAGCCCAUACCAGCUACCCCCCUGCGCCUCCCGUCCACAUGGACUACACCUCCACACAGCCUCCCUACAACCCAGCUUUCGUGGACCCUCCCGGGACAAGUCACUGAGGGGAUCAUUAGCACCCUCUUUCAUGUCUGUCCCAGUUUUGACUUUGGAUCUAUUUCUGGUAGAAUAACAAAGUGGCAGAGCACAACCAGGAAUGUUCAAGGGAGGGGAAGUUGUACCCUAGAGUAGGCUGCUUGUCCCAUGAAUUAGAAAAGAUUUGAAACAGUGUUGUAAAAACAGUCUACAAAAAUAGGCAAAAAAUAGGCUAUGAGAGGACUCCCUCACUACCGGCCUACCUACACCCAAAAACAUAUCCACAGCAACUUUCCCUCCCUCCCGGCUAUUUAUUUAGCUACAUGGGUGCAUAGAGGAGUCGUGCCACAGGGGCAUUGGCCCUUGAUGAUUGGCUCCUGCCAUGCCCCUCCCCUGUCACUCACUAAUUUGUCACUCACAUAUUAUUGGCUAAUGAUAAGGUUGGCCCCCCUAUAUGAAUUAUGGCCCCUCUUAUACCCCUCACUUUAAAAAAUACUGAAGUCUCUCCUGAUUAGCUGUCUAGCUCCUACUUUCAAUCACAAGUCUGCAUUUGGACACUCUGUUGAGGGCUAAAAUCAUUCUUAAAAUAAUCAAAAGUUUGAGACAUGAUAUUAGAGAACAGUCUAUGAAUCGGUUCUGUCUUUAAAGAUAGAUGGCUGAGGUCCAUUUAUUCAUGAUGUUAUUGUCAGUAAAAUUUCUGUUUAUAAUGUCUGCAUUUUCUUGUGCUGCUCCAUUGUGGCUUUUUAAAAGGAAAACUUGCUGGUAAGGAUCAUGAGGUUCUGGAGGGAAUUAGUAUAUGAGUCAGGCAGUGGUGGUACUGGGCAAUGUAAGGCUUACACCUGCAUGACUGUACACAUUUGGACAUGUUAAGUGUAAUGGAUUGGAGACUCUCUCCAUAUUUCAAACACUGAAGGGACUGCUGCUUAAAAACAUGUUGUAAAUAAAAGUGUGAAUGGAUAAAAUGUAAACAGUACAAUUAGAUUGCUGGAUGUAGCAUUGAUGACCUCACUGAAAGCUGAAAAACUUCAUGCAUCGAGGCAUACAGGUGACGUACUGUAGUGUGUGUUUGAGCAGCCAAUCACACCUUUAUGCAUCAAAUAAAAGGUGUCAGCAAGUUAAUAAGUCUUAAGUUAAGUGGUCUUAAACUUUUUUUUUACUUUUGGUGUGUUGUGUCUAGAAAUGCAUGUUUCGUUUGCAAUAUCUAUGGCAUCAAUUCCAGAAGGUAAAUCACGCAGGGUGAAUCACAGCUACUCGCAGGGUGAAUCACAGCUACUCGCAGGGUGAAUCACAGCCACUCAUAGGGUGAAUCACAGCCACUCGCAGGGCAGAAUGAAGCCACUCCACUAGUCUUGUCGUUAAGCACAUUAUAAAUAAACAAAAAAUAUGCUGCGUUUCCCUGUCAGUAUCAAUAAACAACUGGAUACAGUUAACUAUGCAUAAAGUUAUUUUAUUUAGGUUGUAGUAGAUGCAUGUAACUUGAGUUGCAAGUAAUGUGUUACGUAUUGUAAUUAUAAACUGGUUCACAGCUAAACUCAGACGGCUGCGUUUGGAGAAGGAAAAGGCUUUCGGAAGCAGGGACUGGGAUGGGUACAAAGGCACAAAACACAGGCUCAGCAAGGCGAUGAAGGCGGCCAGACGCCUGUAUCCCAAAAGAUUGGAGCAGCAAUUCUCAACCAACAACUUGGCUUCCGUUUGGAAAGACUCCGCAAAUCACCACCUACUAAUCCAAACCCCCCCCCCCCCCAACAACCUGAGCCAUGCCACCGCUGCCAAGACAAGAAAUCACUCCAUUUUACCUUAUAUACCUUAAAAGUACAUAUUGUUUCGUAACAGCCACGCGUAUCUCUUAACAUGGCGAAUGCAUACUUGCGUACCAGUUAUGUGCACCCCUGAUCAUAUGUAUAGUAUACUGCAUAAUAAAAUUCUAUCAUCUAUCAUCUUUAA
Molecule: messenger RNA, 3157 nt
Organism: Brienomyrus brachyistius
Lineage: Eukaryota; Metazoa; Chordata; Actinopteri; Osteoglossiformes; Mormyridae
Product: protein shisa-4-like
Exons: 5
Coding region: 526-1242 (238 amino acids)
Source: RefSeq, a predicted model, not a curated record